Molecule: messenger RNA, 1206 nt
Organism: Salvelinus namaycush (lake trout)
Lineage: Eukaryota; Metazoa; Chordata; Actinopteri; Salmoniformes; Salmonidae
Exons: 9
Coding region: 1-693 (230 amino acids)
Source: RefSeq, a predicted model, not a curated record
AUGGAGGGGGAGAAGAUUCUUCCAGACUCAUCGUGUACGCAGACAAUAACAGGAACUGAGCUGCUCAAGAGGUCUGGUCCAACAUUUCCAGCUGUGGUCAAAGUGACAUGUUACUACACUGUAUGGAAGUCUCACACAUCUCCUUUAAGUGACCCUGUCUCAGUCACUGUUCAGGAUCCAAAACCAGACAUAACAGUCAAUUUUGAUGAGGACUUCACCAUCAUCUGUUUGAUUCGUGGUUCCGUCAGUCCUGACUCCACCUGUAACCUGUAUGUUGGAAAGGAGAGUCAGCCAUCCUUCACAGCAGAGAUCUGGAAAGAAAAAAGCAAAGGUUCCAAACAGUGGUUCUGUAGAUUCAAUGUAACUGAGAGGGAUAUUAUCAGAACUCUACAGUCAGUGAGGCUUAAGGAGGUAAACUGUGACUACAGAGUGAGCUCAGGACCAAACUCUCUCUCUCCACGCAGUGAUGGGAAAAGCUUUGCACAUCUGGUGGGAGUUCACAUCAGUGAUCCAACAACUAUACAGACACCUUCUAUGGCAGUGGGUUUGACUCCAGGUCCUAGAUCUACUUUGCCUCCCAGCACGACAGUGAGUCCUACAGAAGACACCACAGUGACACCAACUACCAGUUUGACCUCCCCUUUGACCCCUAGCACGGCAGUGAAUCCUUUAUCAUCAUCUUUAUCUAGUUAGCAAAUAUAAGUAAAACAAAUAGAGUAGCUUAUCUUCUCCAUGUUUUUUUCCCAUCGCAAAUUUGCCUCAUUACAAAAAGAGGUUGAUUUUUGAUUGAUUAAAAUCAACCCAUUUAGAUGUAUUUUUGUAUAAUCAGAUCCAAUGAUUUGCUUUGCAUCAGGGUCGACUGUUUGCUGUACUUUGACCACUGACACCCCAGCGAGUCCAACUGAAAGAGGUCAAAGCUCCACAGAAAGUGAUGUGGAAUCAAACAGUCAAGAAAGCAUUCUGGUGGGGCAAAUAUGGCAGGCAGCAGUAAGUGUGGCUUCUGGAGUGGGCGUGCUCCUGGUAGGAUUGACAGCUGUCUGUCUCUGCAGGAGGAUCAAGAAAACCAAUUCUCAGAGGUAAGAAUUCUCCUCGUGAAUAUGAUGCAGAUCGUAUCAACCUUUAGUUCUGUAUUGUCCAUGAUGAGAUGUUCUUACCACAAACUUCUUAUACUUUUAUGUUGUUCAGACCUACAGCCAGACAGGAUGA